AUGCCUGAUAUAGACAAGAGGGAUUUCGAAGAGAGAUACAAUGCCUGUUUCACGGAUUUUGGACUUAAGAUAGUGGCGGGCAUGCUGAUCGGCAGCAUGCUGGGCGGUUUCUUCAUGCAUGGCUACAGACGCUGGCCGACGUGCAUCGGCGCCGGGCUGGGGCUCGGCAUGGCGUACAGCAACUGCGAGAACAGCCUCAACAGCUUCCUGCUAUCUAUGGACCCUAAGAUAUGUCUCAUAAAAAGACAACCCUGAUGCGGUAAGCCUA
Bicyclus anynana (squinting bush brown) is the source of this 268-nucleotide messenger RNA. RefSeq names its product MICOS complex subunit Mic10-like. The coding region runs from base 1 to 255 and encodes 84 amino acids. Gene Ontology annotation, cellular component: mitochondrial inner membrane; MICOS complex; mitochondrion. The record is from RefSeq and is a predicted model, not a curated record. The transcript has 3 exons. NCBI's taxonomy places the organism in Eukaryota, Metazoa, Arthropoda, Insecta, Lepidoptera, Nymphalidae.